AUGGGAAAUCUUAUGACAAAAUCUCGCAAGGAGAGAAAUCGUUCCUCAAUAUCACCCUCCGGUACCGUCUCUACCAUUAAUAAUUGUAAUAAAAACGUCAAGUGCAACAACAAAGGUUUUUACAGAUUUAUAAAUGGUCGCAAGUACUUUGACAUGGACGGUUCAUCUUAUGCGUUGCCCGUGGAUGACGAAGAAUGCGAUCGAUUGCAAAUUCAGCAUUUUCUGUUUCGCCACGUUUGGCAAAGAAACUUUAGUUCGCCCGUUAAACAAAUGUUGGAGAAUGGAUGCAAAGUGUUGGAUGUAGGUUGCGGACCGGGAACUUGGUUAUUGGAUAUGGCUGCGGAAUAUGGACAAUCCCGGUUUAUAGGUUUUGAUAUGGUCGCGACCUUUCCAUCCGAGAUAAAGCCUCAUAACCUAAGUUUCAUACAAGCAAACCUUCUCGAUGGACUACCUUUUAAAGAUAAUGAAUUUGACUUCGUUUACAUGCAAAAUUGUUCCAUGUGCUUUACCGAAACUCAAUGGAAGGAAAAGGUGAUACCUGAAAUGAUGCGAGUGACCAAAAAAGAUGGGUGGGUAGAAUUCAUGGAAAUCGCACCAGAAGUCAUAAAUAUGCCGAAAAAAUUAAUACCUUUACAUGAUGCAUUUAUCAAUCAUGGCAGGUUAAAUAAUUUAAAUUUCGAAAUAACUAAUCACCUGGAUAAUUAUUUACGGACCUACUCUUCGAAUCGAUUGACGGAUUUUCAAAAAGAAACCUGUCAAUUACAUCACCAUGAGAAGAUGGAUUCAACGGAUUCAAUAAAUAUGGCGGGAAGAAUUUCCAAGGAAAUCGUCAUAUCAUUUUACCAUGCAAUCUCUCCCAUGCUAAUACCCGCAUUGGGGGUUACUCAAAAAGAAUAUGAUGAAAUAGUUGAUAGCAUUAGUGGGGAACUUGAAAAGAAUAAGAGUUUUAAUAAUUUGUACAGAUAUUAUGCUAGGAAAGGAUGUUGA
Molecule: messenger RNA, 987 nt
Organism: Funneliformis mosseae
Lineage: Eukaryota; Fungi; Glomeromycota; Glomeromycetes; Glomerales; Glomeraceae
Source: the annotation of a GenBank genome assembly